Molecule: messenger RNA, 3202 nt
Organism: Beta vulgaris subsp. vulgaris (sugar beet)
Lineage: Eukaryota; Viridiplantae; Streptophyta; Magnoliopsida; Caryophyllales; Amaranthaceae
Exons: 5
Coding region: 605-2770 (721 amino acids)
Molecular function (GO): glycosyltransferase activity
Source: RefSeq, a predicted model, not a curated record
CGGUCAAAUUACAUUAUAUGAAUAGUGACAAAAGUUUUCGCCCUUUAUUUAGUACUCAGCUGAUGAAAAUAUCCUCAAUUUCUAUUUUUCUGGGAUUUAUAAAUAUAUUUAGUAAAUAAAAAAUAAUAAUAGAGCUGUGAAUUUAUUGUCUGAAAGAAAAAACGUGCUGAAGUCAAUGUAAAAAGACUCACUCAGAUCCCGUCAAAAAAACAAAAAAAAACUCAAUCAGACACUUUCUCUCUCCUCCGACACUGGUAAAACUCUUCUUCUGAACUUCAAUAUUUUGAGGUGAUAAGAAAAAAGAGGGAAAACAAAACAAAAUUUGGAAAUAAAAGAAACAAAAUUUGGAAAAUUAAGAAGGAAAAAUAUAUAUAUAUAUAAAGAAGCAAAAUCAGCUGAAAAAGUUAGCUAACUUCAGUUCAUUUGUUGCUGCUACAUCUUAUUUUGAAUAUUCGAAGCAAAUAUACCAAAAGAAAAGCUCUUGGCGUCAUUAAUGGUGGAUUUGAGAUUAAGAAGCUGUACAAGGAUGUGUGGUUGAGGAUUGGUUCCUAGGAAAGGUUGAUGUUGAGAAAAUGAUCUAAUAAUUGUACAGAAGAAAGUUGUAAUGGAGACCAAUUAUAACGAUGAGGAUAUGCUUGGAAAUGUCAUUAGGCCAUCGUCACUGCGACCCUUAAAGACUACAUUGUCUGGAAGAUCUACCCCUAGGUCCUCGCCCACAUUUCGGAGGCUUCCUUCUAGUCGAACACCUAGGCGAGAGGGUAGAUAUAGUGGGGGUACAUUUCAGUGGUUUAGGAAUGGUCGGGUGGUGUACUGGUUACUUUUGAUUACUUUGUGGACUUAUGGUGGAUUUUACAUCCAGUCAAGGUGGGCUCAUGGGGAUAAUGGAGAAAAUCAAGUUGGGUUUGGAAGUAAUUCUAGGAACCAGUAUGUUGAUUCUGGGCAGAAUCAGCGUCGUGAAUUGAAAUCAGAUGAUAAUUUUGUUAAUGCGAAAAAUAGGUCUAGUCAUAGUCUGGUAGGAUAUGGGAGCAAGUUAAACAAUAGCAUGGAUUCAUCCUUGGCUGAACAAGAAAAUGUUAUUCUACCUCCUAGAAUUAAACCUCCUCGGACUGUACCUUCAAAGAAGAGGAACAAGAAAGGAAGGCGUGGUUCACAAAGUAAAACUCGUGGGAAACAUAAGAUUGGGCAAGAAUCCAGAACAAGAGAUGUGGAGGAGGUGCUGGAAGAGGAGAUUCCAAUGAGUAAUUCAUCCUACCGAUUGCUUGUUGGUCCAUUUGGCUCUACUGAGGAACGAGUUCUGGAGUGGAGCCCUGCAAAAAGAACAGGAACAUGUGAUAGGAACGAGCUCUUUGCACGUCUAGUAUGGUCGAGGAACUUUGUCUUGAUUUUUCAUGAGCUGUCAAUGACCGGGGCUCCCCUUUCCAUGCUGGAGCUGGCAACAGAGCUCUUGAGUUGUGGAGCAACAGUUCAGGCUGUAGUUCUAAGUAGACGGGGUGGUUUAAUGGCAGAGCUCGUAAAGCGAAGGAUCAAGAUCGUUGAUGACAAGGCAGAACACAGCUUCAAGACUGCCAUGAAAGCCGAUCUUGUUAUUGCUGGAUCAGCAGUCUGUUCACACUGGAUUGAGCAAUAUCUUGCAUAUUUCAAUGCUGGCUCGAACCAAAUUGCUUGGUGGAUCAUGGAGAAUCGGCGUGAGUACUUUGAUCGGUCAAAAGCCUUGCUCAACCGAGUAAAAAUGCUUGUAUUCCUUUCCGAAUUACAGUCCAAGCAGUGGCUUGAUUGGUCGAAAGAGGAAAACAUUACAUUGACUACCCAAACAGCUUUGAUCCCCCUUUCUGUCAAUGAUGAAUUGGCCUUUGUAGCAGGAAUCCCCUGCUCACUUAAUACUCCUUUAUCAAACCCAGAGAAAAUGUCACAGAAGCGUGAGAUGCUUCGACAUGCUGUGAGGCAGGAGAUGGGAUUGACAGAUCAUGAUAUGCUUGUCAUAUCUCUAGGUAGCAUCAAUGCUGCUAAGGGUCAGCUCCUGCUUGUUGAAUCAGUUCAUUUGGUAAAUGAAGAGCAACCUUCUCCAAGUAAAGUCAAAUCAAAGACUUCACUGGAGCCAGAGAAAAAGACAUCGAAAUUGGCUAGGAAGUUUCAUUUAAGAGGUUUACCUUUGAAAUCGAGUAAAACUAAAGGGUCUUCCCGGAGCAGUAUAUCUGAUGGCCUGUCACUGAAUCACUCGAAUCCCACGACAUCUGGUCUCACCCAGAGUAUUUUUAGAGUUAAUUCUAGCCAUGAAGUUCCUGAACAAAAGCUUAAGGUUCUGAUUGGUUCAGUUGGAUCCAAAAGCAACAAGGUGAUGUAUGUGAAAGAAAUUCUUGAAUAUUUAUCAAAGCAUUCAAAUUUGUCAGAAUCCAUCCUGUGGUCCCCAACAACAAAAAGUGUUGCUUCACUUUAUUCUGCAGCAGAUGUUUAUGUCACCAAUUCCCAGGGGCUUGGAGAGACAUUUGGAAGAGUGACAAUCGAGGCUAUGGCAUUUGGUCUGCCCGUACUUGGAACAGAUGCAGGUGGUACAACAGAAAUAGUCGAGCAAAAUGUUACGGGUCUCCUUCAUCCUGUGGGACGCCCAGGCAGUAAAGUGCUGACUGAACAUCUCAGGUACUUGCUGAAAAACCCAUCAGUUAGGCAGCAAAUGGGACUGAGAGGUAGGGAGAAAGUAGAGAAGAUGUACUUAAAGAGGCAUAUGUACAAGUUGUUCUUCGAGGUCUUGUUCAAGUGCAUGCGAAUUAAAUAAAUUUUCUGAUAUUGGAAGAUAUUUUUUUUCCUGCAUACAAAAUCUCAUGGAAUUAGAGUUUACUGAUAGCAUUAGAAAUAAACAACAUGCCAGCAAUCGGUGAACAUUGGACUGUCUCUUAUUCUAGGAGUUGUGUCCUAAUCUUCUGGCUUUUGCGAAUAGCAAUGACAAUGAAGACCAGUAAAGUUUGUCAGUAGAGGUUGAGAAUCUGAUAUCAGAGCUUCCCCACCUAUGAAGUUUGUCAGUAAAGAUAGAAAGUUAGAAACAAACUCGAGUUACGGAAGGGUGUUUUGACCCAUUGGAGCUUUUUUGGUUUUUGGUGAUAAUCAUCUGUCUUGUACUUUUGAUUCUCUUGUAGCAUUCACAGUGUACUCUCCAAAAAUUCUUCAUCACAAAAAAAAUUUAGAGCACUUGACCCUUCUUGUGCAGCAA